CAAUGCCACAAUAUUUGGUGCAAUUCGCACAAUUUCAUGAUGAAUUCCGUCUCCCCGAAUUCCUGUCACUUGCUCAACUUGCCCGAGUAAAAUACAGCUAUGAAGAAGGAAGCUACAGUCUCGAUAGCCCAUUCUUUAAAGUAGAGCUCGAAUCGGACGAAGCUGCACGCAAGUUGGUGGAAAGAGCCAUUUUGAUCAAGAAUAUUUAUGAGCUCUGGGGAGAGGGAAAGAAUUAUGCUGAGGUGCAUACAAUGGUUAAAGAGAACCCCGAACGUUGGCCAGCAUACAAUGAAAAGUCUUUCAAGUUCUCAGUAUCGGGUUUUGGAUCUACUAUUUCUGUUCCUGAACAGCGCGACAUUAUAAACUCUUUUUCAUUUUUGGCUUUCGAUGGUCCUAUUGACAUGAAGAACCCAGAAGUACAAUUUGGUGUUAUGGAAGAUUAUGGUUCCGAAGCUGGAAAAUUAGGUGCUGUUAAGAAGGAACCCAAGCACAUUUAUUUUGGAAAAUUGGUUGCAACAGGUGGUCGCGAUGUAGUCAAUAAGUAUAACUUAAAAAAGCGAAAGUAUCUCGGCACAACUUCAAUGGACGCAGAACUUUCAUUAGUCAUGGCUAACCAAGCCUUAGCUGCUCCCGGAAAGCUUGUGUACGACCCCUUUGUCGGUACUGGCAGUUUCUUAUUCACAUGUGCCCACUUUGGUGCAUUCACUAUGGGAUCCGAUAUUGACGGUAGACAGAUCAGAGGAAAAAAGAACGAUGGUGUCAAGGCCAACAUUGAACAGUAUAGUCUUCAGGGUCGAGUUCUUGAUUCACUUGUCUUUGAUGUCUGUCACCACCCUUGGAGAACCAAAGCUUGGCUCGAUGCUAUUGUAACUGAAGCUCCGUAUGGUGUUCGUGCUGGUGCAAAGAAGCUUGGUAGAAAGGACGAGACAAAGACACCUCUGAAGAUGCGAACCUAUGAAGGUGAGCCGAUGCACGAGAGAGUAGACUACUAUCCUCCUACAAAACCAUAUGAAAUGUCAGAGGUUCUUAUUGAUCUUCUCAAUUUUGCGGCCGAGCAUCUUCGUGUUGGCGGUAGAUUAGUUUACUGGCUCCCAACAGUUGUAGAUGAAUAUUCAAAUAACGAUGUACCUCAACACCCAUCCAUGAAGCUUUUAUCCAACAGUGAACAAAACUUUGGCCAAUGGUCUCGAAGACUUAUUACUAUGGAAAAAACACGUGAGUGGGAUGCCAAGGAGACAGCGACAGUUGAAAUCAGCGAAGGGGUUGUUAAAGAAGAGGCCCCUGUACCUGAGAAACAAGAACACAAUGAAGAGGAUAAAGAUGAAAAGCGCCCCGGACACUUCUUGUUCCGUGAAAAGUACUUUAACUUUGGACGUCAAGAGACACAAAACUAAAACAUACGUGUGUUUGUGGUGAUUUCAAGACAAUUCUAGUGUUUCUUUUCGCAAAGAUCCCUGUUUUGAUUAUUAUUAUUAUUAUUAUUAUUAUUGG
Molecule: messenger RNA, 1491 nt
Organism: Phycomyces blakesleeanus NRRL 1555(-)
Lineage: Eukaryota; Fungi; Mucoromycota; Mucoromycetes; Mucorales; Phycomycetaceae
Exons: 11
Cellular component (GO): cytoplasm
Source: RefSeq, a predicted model, not a curated record